Molecule: messenger RNA, 3038 nt
Organism: Schistosoma margrebowiei
Lineage: Eukaryota; Metazoa; Platyhelminthes; Trematoda; Strigeidida; Schistosomatidae
Source: the annotation of a GenBank genome assembly
UGAGGAUUGAGGGGCGGUUAUCAAACCUCUCUGACCUUCACGAGGGAAAACAAUUUGUUUAAAUCAGAAGUAAAAUAACCAGUAACAUGGGACAAUAUGGGUAUGCUGCUUCUUUCACGGAUCAGUGGGGCUUGGAUCACGUUAAUAACCCACCAAAGAAUCCUUAUCUUGGUUACAACCAUCCAAAAAGUCAUCCUUAUCCCCAAAUUGUACCUGGAUCUUCAAAUCCACCAUUUCCACGUCCUGGAAAUCAACGUCUUGCUGCUGCUCAUCCACUACCUCCAUCAUCACCACCUUCAUUUUUCGUUGCAAGAGGAUUUCAAAGUUCCAAUCAACAAGAAUCAAAUCACAAACUACAAGCAAACCAUAUGAGUCGACAUUCAAUGCCUAUGCGUUCUUCAUCUCCACCUCCAAGAAGUCGCUUGUCGCACAGCGGUCGGUCUGCGUCACUUGUUCGAUAUGAAUACAAUCAAUACGGUAAUUGUGAAGAGCAAAUUGUCUAUGACGAUGCUAAUCAGCCAUCAAAUUUGGAUCGUUCACCGUAUCUACGUCGUCAUGGUUCAAAUGCUACACGACCAUCUUUAGGAAGACCAACUCUCAGAGAUAGAUCUCUAGAUAGACAUCCAUCUCAACGGCCUGAAGGAAUGCCUAGGUUACAGCCUCCAAACUAUGAAAUGAGAUCUUUUAUGCCAAUGAGACGAGGUGAACCAGUUGGAGAUGAUGUAGAGAUGGAUAAUCUUCGUCCAAGAGCUCGACGAUCUUCAUUGGAAAGAUCCUAUUCUAGAGGAGAAGAUUCUUCAAAUCAUCAUGGUCUUCCUCAUUCUUCUGAAAGACCAUCGAGACAGUUUCCAAGUUAUGAUAUGAAGACGUUUGCAACUCCAAGACGAGUUGAACAAGAAGAUGGUGUAGAUAUAUUUGAAUAUGGUCCAAGAGAAGUACGACGUUCAUUUGAUAGACCACCUUCUCACAUGGACGAUUCUCCUUUGAGCUAUUCUGUUCAUCGUCAUUCUGAAGAGAAACGAAGAUUACAGCCACCAAAUUAUGAAAUGAGAUCAUUUAAUACACCGAAACGAGGUGAAUUAAGAGAUCCAAUGGACGUAGAUGUAUACGGGGUCAAUCAUCCACGGUCAAUACGUGACGUUCCUAUGAAUUACGAUAAUCGUGAUGAGAGGCCUAAAUUUCAGUUUCCAACUUAUGAUUUGAAGGCAUUAGUUACUCCUAGACGUGGUGAACAAGACGAUGGUAGGAUUCAUCCUGAUAUGUAUGGUUCUUACAGACCCCGACCCCCUCCACCACCACCACCUUCAAUGCGUACUUCACACGGUGGGCGUAGAUCCAUGACAACAGAGAAUCGUCAGUCUCCGCCACUACCAGCUAUUCCUCCUGUUCGUAAAUCGAUGGAAAAUCGUAGUGGUGAGAAAAGAACAGUACCGUUGUAUUUCUUAAAGAAACCCUUUGACAAAAGUACUAGAAUUUUAUGUGCUAAAGAUAGAAUUGAUAGAGCUAAACAAGGCAUAAUUAUUCGAAGAGUACGUCCACAUCGUAAAUAUUGCGAUAUUUGUGAAAGACGAUUUACAACGAGGUUGAAAUUGGCCAAACAUUUACAGUCUGAACCUCAUAAUAAGAAUCUAAAUUUGUUUAAAGAAACAAUCGCUAAAAUUAAACAAGACGAAGGUGAUGAUUCCUCCACACUAAAUGACUGUUAUGAAGGGAAAACUCCUAAAAUCUAUUGUGGUAUAUGUAAAGAAACAUUCAUCAAUAAAACACGUUAUAUGGAACAUUUAAAAUUCAGACGACAUAAAGUUAAUUCUCGAAUUUAUGAGGUAUAUAAAGCAAUAAAAAAUAAUACAGAGGAUAAAACUAUAAAACUACCAUCUGAUGAUCCAUUAGAAUCAUUUUGUCUUUAUAUGAAUUCAGAUGCGCAUACUACUUUGUUUGGUGAGAAAGCGGAGGAAACUACCAUUACUACUACUAGUAGUGAUAAUAAUGAUAGUAAUACAGUGUCUUCUACUGUUCCAGAUUUCUCUAAACAAAAGAUAUUCAUGCGUAAAUAUUUAGACUUAAGACAUUUAUUGUAUGAAGAACCUGGUCCCGCAGGUGAAGAAUACAUAGACGAGUUGGAUCAAUCAGCGGUAAAAGAGAACAAACUAUAUUGUUGCUCACUUUGUAAUAUGAAUAUAUCCGGUGUGGAUAAGUUAGAAAAUCAUUUACAUAGUGUUGCUCAUCAAGAACAGUAUAAAUCACGUGUUGAUCCACAGUGGAUUGUUCAAAAACCUGUUGCAUUAUUAUCAUUCAAUGAUGUAGUCUUUGAUGUUUGGAAAGCUUGUAGAGAUAAACAUUCAAGAGAUAUGCGAACUGUCGAACGAACUAGUGUUAAUCUACAAUGUGUAUGUUCUUAUGACAUCAAAACUUUUGAUCAAUUUAAACAACAUUAUCCAAAAAUAUUUCCACAAAAUAUUGUUGUAAAAGAUUCAGAUAUGCAUGCUGCAGCUGAGAAUGCUCGAAGAAUUCGUAGUUAUAGAAAUAUUUUCCGUGAAUGCAUUAAUAUAUUGAAGUUGUUCACUUUACCGAGUGAGACCAUUGCAGCGAAACGAGCUUAUGCAAUGAAAGCAGCCAAAGCCAGAAGUUUUAAUAAUAAUAAUAAUAAUAAUGCUAAAGUGUCAUCAUCACCAACACGAUCACCCCCACUGACGACGACAACACCAACUGAACCAUCUCAUUUGGACAAACCAACUCUGCAAUCUUCUGCCAUAAAAGAGGAAAAUAAGGAGAAAGAGGAACCUGUUAAUUCGUCAAUGGAUACUAGUCUUGCUGCUCCUCCGGCUACCGUUGCAGUCAUCACUACUCAAUCCGAAUGAAUGGUAUACAUGAAAACUGUUCAUCAAGCAGACAUGAAAUUUCUCUCUCUGGGUCUCGCUUGUCUUUUUGUAAUGAGUGUUGAAUGGACAGUAAAUUUAUACCUGUGCAUUUAUGUUAUUCACACUGCUAAAUUGAUUAUUCCUAGCGUUUGUGGCAAUAAUAAUUAUUAUGGUUAUUAA